Messenger RNA from Vanessa tameamea, 1038 nucleotides. RefSeq lists its product as uncharacterized. The record is from RefSeq and is a predicted model, not a curated record. Bases 1 to 1038 code for a protein of 345 amino acids. The transcript is spliced from 6 exons. Lineage: Eukaryota; Metazoa; Arthropoda; Insecta; Lepidoptera; Nymphalidae.
AUGUUUAAUUCAUUCAGUAUUAAUACUCAAGAGCUUCAAACUAGAUCUAUAGAGGAAUUGGAGUUAGCUUAUGAGGACGAAAAGAAUUCUAUGAUUGCAAUAACAGAAACUGACGAAACUUUCUAUGAUGACUUUUAUGAUGAAGUAGAUAACAGAAUAAAAAUUGAAAACUCAAUGGAUAUUAUCUUUUUUGGACCAUCCAGCUCAUUUUCGAGGAUCGAUCCUGAGACAAUACUGCACAUAUUAAUUAAUAUAAAGAAACAUUUAAUACCAAUAUCAAGAGCGUUAUUAGCAUGGGAUAUUGUUACCGAUGGAAAAACUGCAGCAUUUUUACAAGGCAGAGAGUUUUUGGCAUUUGGAAGUCUUUUAAAUGUCAUACCGGAAGAAGAUCUAUACUAUGUUAAUUUUGGUGACCCAUCUGUUCACAAGUACUUUUCGAAGAAUAAUAUAGACUUAAGCAAGCGCAAGAUUGGCAUUUUAGCUGCAGCUUAUAGGCGUUACUAUGGUAAUAGCUGGUAUAAAAGUGGUUCUGAAAUUAAUGAAUUGGGAUAUCUAUUGUGUGGAUUCCCUUCGAAUGAUCUUAGAAGAAUAUCACCCGUAACAUUUAAAGAACUUACAUUUGAUGUCUUGAGCAAACUUGGUCGAUGUAAUCCUGAACAAACAAAGACUUUAUAUGAUAUUGCUAUACAUCCGAAUGCUUACGGGGAGCCAUAUACAUGGUCUUCACAUGAAGUUGGCCGAUUAAAUACCUUGUUUACGUGCGUUCCUAAGCAAAAAAUAAGUUCUAUACAAUUGGAAGCGAUCACAGCCAUUAGUCCAAAUGUAAUGAAACUAAUGAAACAGAAUAAAUUGAAUUUUUUUACUAAACCACAGAUACUGAGAAUGAAUCAAAAAACGCGAAGAAUUUAUAUUUUACGUAUGCAAUUAAAAAAUAGCCUAGAUACUAGUCAAAUAGCUAAAAAAGGUAUUCAAAAUAUUAAAACAAAUAUCCUUUUAAAAUUCGUAGUUACCCUAGUACUACUUGCAAUUAUACAAUAA